Messenger RNA from Cheilinus undulatus (humphead wrasse), 1985 nucleotides. Its product is annotated as GTPase IMAP family member 9-like. The coding region runs from base 63 to 1247 and encodes 394 amino acids. Gene Ontology annotation, molecular function: GTP binding. The record is from RefSeq and is a predicted model, not a curated record. The transcript is spliced from 4 exons. Lineage: Eukaryota; Metazoa; Chordata; Actinopteri; Labriformes; Labridae.
GCUACAGGAUCGACUCCACUGUCUUUGACCUGAACGUGGACGGCUUAGCUUACAACCCUAACAUGGCUGGCAGCUUCUACAACCUCAACAAGGCUCCUAACUACCUCUUGCUGUUGGUCCCCCUUUACAGCUUUUUGAUUUUGGAGAUUGGAGGUCAUGGCCAGACAGCGACGCCAUUCUCUUUCACAGGAGCCAACGUAACCAUAACCAACAACGAGGAGCUGAGGAUAGUGAUGGUGGGGAAGACUGGAACUGGGAAGAGCGCCACCGGAAACACCAUCCUGGGUCGAGAGUGUUUCGAAUCAAAGUUCAGCGCCAAGUCGAUGACUGUGGAGACUACGAAGGGUAAUGGUACAGUAGACGGUCAGAAGGUUGCUGUUAUCGACACCCCGGGCUUCUUUGACACCAGAUAUGAGCUGGAGAAAACAGAGAAAGACAUCGCUAAGUGCAUCAUGUAUGCUGCUCCUGGACCCCACGUGUUCCUGGUGAUCAUCAGACUGGGCAGAUACACUGCAGAGGAGAUGAACACGGUGCAGAGGAUUCAGGAGAUCUUCGGCCAGGCAGCAGACAGAUACAGCAUGGUCCUCUUCACUCACGGGGACCUGCUUGAAGGUACCACCAUUGAGGACUUUUUGGCUGAAAGCCCCGAACUGCAGGAACUCGUGGCCAGAUGUAACGGGCAGUACCACGUCUUCAACAACAAGAACAAGGAUUGUUUUCAGGUCCCUGAGCUGCUCCAGAAGAUCCGAAGUAUGGUCCAGAAGAACGGAGGGAGCCACUACACCAACGAGAUGUUCCAGGAGGCCGAGAGGGCCCUGGAGGAGGAGAGACAACGCAUCCUGAAGGAGAAAGAAGAACAAAUACGCAAAGAAAGAGAGGAGCUGGAGAGGAAAGUCAAGGCUCUGUAUGAGGAGCAGAUGAAGAAGAUGACAGAGCUAUUCCAGGCUGAGAGAGAAAGUGAGAGGAAGGAGAGAGAGGAGGAGAGGAGGAGGGAGAGGGAGGAGAUGGACAAGGAGAGAGAGAGGGAGAGACAGGAGAGGGAGGCAGAGAGGAGGAGAGAGAGACAGGAGAGGGAAGAAGAGAGGAGACGGAUGAAGGAGAAGUAUGACAAUGAUCUCGAAGUGAAGAGGAGAGAACUAGAGCGCAGACGUAGGACCAGGGGCAGAGGGGAAGCCGUAUCCUCCAACCCCUUUGUUCUUCUGCUGGUGUCAGUGAUUGGAGGUCUGUUCGGAUGCUUGUUUGGUUGACAGUAUUUUUUCUCAGUUUAUUUUGAGGAAGCCAGGCUUAAACCUGACCUUAUUAAACCUUGCGCUGGAGGCUGGCCAAUCAGAGGAUAUAGCACCAGUCAGCCCAACCCCUUUAAAAGCCUGGACUGCCAAUAUUUGGAGUGCAGCUUCAUUUUGUUUCAGCUCGCCGCUGUACCUCUUGUGUCUGUUCUUAUUUUUUUGUGAUUACAUUUGUCUAGACACUUGUUUCAAUUAAUGGGUCAGGUAAUAGUUUAGUUUUCAGCAGACAAAUUCACACGUAGAUUUUGUUAUGUCUGUUUAGACACACAAGGUUACAGCGUGCUGUUAUUUGUUGUUAGCUUUGGUUAGUAAGUGUAGUUAGUUAGGAUUUAACAUCAUUGCUUUUUUUUAAAGUAGUUAGUGUGUAAACAGGGCUCUCCUGGCCAAAGUGAGGCCUUAGGCAGACUCUGAUAUGAGGCCCCCACUGCCCUCACCACCACCGACCACCAUCGCCCCAAUACUCACACAAAAUAACUUUAUGACAUAUUAUUAUAACAAUUAAUAGAAAGUCCUUGAAAUUUAGCCUGAGUUAGAUGAGUUAAUCGAUCACAAAUGGCGCUAAUGUCCAAAAAUAAGGUAUCUGCAGGGUUAAUUUACAAAUGUAAAUUAAGGAAAAGUCUGUUUGGUCAAUGUAGAUAUGCAUAACCUGGAUAUUUAAUUUGUUGCACAAUUAUACUUCUUUUGUAAUAAAUAACUUUA